This is a messenger RNA of Daucus carota subsp. sativus, 1952 nucleotides long. Its product is annotated as type IV inositol polyphosphate 5-phosphatase 7-like. The transcript has 7 exons. The record is from RefSeq and is a predicted model, not a curated record. Bases 218 to 1660 code for a protein of 480 amino acids. Gene Ontology annotation, biological process: phosphatidylinositol dephosphorylation. Lineage: Eukaryota; Viridiplantae; Streptophyta; Magnoliopsida; Apiales; Apiaceae. Gene Ontology annotation, molecular function: inositol-polyphosphate 5-phosphatase activity; phosphatidylinositol-4,5-bisphosphate 5-phosphatase activity; phosphatidylinositol-3,4,5-trisphosphate 5-phosphatase activity.
AAUUUGACCUUUGUUGUACUUCUCGUAUACCUUCUCGGGAAGAUCGCUGGAACUGCGAGUUUUUCGAGCUUCUCCUGUCUCUUACUGCAGCCUCUUGCGGCCUUGCCUGUGGCAAUAAACAUAUACGAUUAUGACACCCACAUUCCAUCAGAUUGUUAGUAAUGUUAAGAAAUGAGUAUCUUUGCUACAGAAAUCUGAGAUUAUAUCUCAAUUCUGCAUGCAUCGCUUUCAAAUCAUUCAAGCAGGUCUUGUUCUCGAAAGCCCGAAGCACUCUUUAUUGCUAAAACAUUAUACAGAACUACAGAUAUUUUUCUCACCAACCAUCAUGGAUAAAAGUAAACCAACACAGAGAACUCACAGGCUUGGCAAGUUGUCUCGACGGAAGCACAAGAAGACCAACUCGACAAAUUUCAGUGAUUUUCUAGGCCAGGUUGCAGAUGAAGACGUAGAUGACGAUGACUAUGUGGCCAGUGAUAUCCACUGCAGGCCAAAUGAAGUUGUUCCUAGCAUUUCUACAAAAUCAUUAAGUGUGUUUGUGGGUACUUGGAAUGUUGCUGGAAGAUCUCCGGUUGAGAGUUUGGCAGGAGAUUUGGAUAACUGGCUAAAUAUCAAGGAGUCUGCUGACAUCUAUGUCCUAGGAUUUCAAGAAAUUGUUCCCCUGAUUGCCAGAACUGUAAUUGGAGUGGAAGAUCUGACAGAAAGUCAAAAAUGGAACCUGCUUAUCGGGCAAGCUCUUAAUGACCAGACUGGUUUUUCUAGCAAUACUCUGAAGUUGAAACCAAUGGAUAGCAGAAAUUAUGAACAAGAAGUCUCAACUACCUGUGGAGCAUCAACCCCUUUGACAGGGCAGCAAAAUACACAGUAUAUAUAUCGAGAUCAGGGUAACAGGUACAUGCUCAUUGCAAGCAAGAAGAUGGUUGGGGUGUUUGUAAGUGUGUGGAUAAAGACGAAAGUUGUUGAGAGUUACGACAUCAGUGUUAGAGUUAGUUCAGUAGCUUGUGGGAUCAUGGGCUAUUUGGGAAACAAAGGUUCAGUUUCAGUUAGCAUGACAAUUGAAGGAACUACUUUUUGUUUCACUGCUGCACACUUGGCUUCGGGUGAGAAGAAUGGUGAUGAAGGAAGAAGGAAUCACCAAGUGUCUGAAAUUUUCAGACGAACAACUUUCACCAGACUCGCUCAUAAGGUCAACGAGCAUCAUCCUCUCACCAUCUUAGGCCACGAUCGGAUAUUCUGGUUUGGAGAUCUAAACUACAGGCUAUACUCAGAAGAUAGCUUAGCCAGGCAACUCAUAAAAGAGCAAGACUGGGCCGCACUGCAAGAAUUUGAUCAGCUACAGCAGGAACUAGAAGACGGCGGAGUGUUUGAAGGUUGGAAAGAGGGAAAUAUAGAAUUUGCACCUACAUAUAAGUACUCUAAAAUAAAUAGCAAUCACUACUCAGGAGGCAUUGGAAGUAAACAAAGAGAGAAGAAACGAACUCCAGCAUGCAGGUGUGACAGAAUUCUAUGGUAUGGCAAAGGGGUGAAACAACUAUCUUACCUUCGCAGUGAGAGCAACUUCUCAGAUCAUCGACCUGUGUCAGCUAUUUUCUCUACCUAUAUAGUUCUCAAAUCUGCCAACCCCAGGCUUACAUUUGUUCCAAGCAAAUAUAUGUCAAUAUAACAAUCAAGAGAAGUACAUCUUUGAAGACCGAAGAGUAUGAAUUCAGAAAGGUGCUUCUGCACUUGUCAUUAGUUUGCUGCAAAAGGAACCUGGUCUUUGGCAUUUUUAGCUUACAUUGAGUGCUCAAUCAGAAUAACCUCUUCUUUUAACUGUAGCAACUAAUGCUUCGCCUGCAUAUAAUUUAUGCACCUCGAUCAAUCCAGUAGAGAAAUUAAUUGUUGUUGCUAAUUGAAAACAUCAGUUCCUUGAAUGUUGUUGAUCUUUGUAACAAGGGAAAAUAGAUUUUUUUGCC